Messenger RNA from Abrus precatorius (Indian licorice), 471 nucleotides. RefSeq lists its product as uncharacterized. The record is from RefSeq and is a predicted model, not a curated record. The transcript has a single exon. NCBI's taxonomy places the organism in Eukaryota, Viridiplantae, Streptophyta, Magnoliopsida, Fabales, Fabaceae. Bases 81 to 347 code for a protein of 88 amino acids.
CAAAGCAUUAACUUAACAAAGAAACUAUUCUCUCAUUGUGGUUGUGCACUAUCUUAGUAGUACUUUUGAGCAUCCAAUCCAUGGCACCCCAUGCAAACCUGAGAGAGAUUGGCUUAGAAGGCUUUGCUUUGAUAGACAAGUUUUAUGGUGCACAAGCAGCUCCCAGAAACAGAAGUGGGGUAUUUCCUGCGAGACAAGGACGUUGGGUGGUUCAAGUGCCGAAUGAUGAGAUGGAAGAGCUUCCCUUGAAUAGCAAUGAGGUAGCUGCACGCUUUGGUGGGAUAAUGGCAGUGAAUUACUUCAAGGGAAAACAACAAAUUCGUUGUGGUAGACCAAUUCGAACUUGAGCUCUUUGGUUCUGAGUUUAUACUAUUAGAGAUAGUAUCAUUAGUUAUAUCUUUAAGUAGUUGUUUAUUUGAAGUGUGCCUCUUUAUGUGAAUUAACUAUCCUAGACAUACGUAGGAGCAUGUA